This is a messenger RNA of Anopheles cruzii, 717 nucleotides long. It is a transcript of the gene bcn92, whose product is annotated as LYR motif-containing protein 4. Bases 56 to 319 code for a protein of 87 amino acids. Gene Ontology annotation, biological process: iron-sulfur cluster assembly. Gene Ontology annotation, cellular component: mitochondrion; L-cysteine desulfurase complex. NCBI's taxonomy places the organism in Eukaryota, Metazoa, Arthropoda, Insecta, Diptera, Culicidae. The transcript has 3 exons. The record is from RefSeq and is a predicted model, not a curated record.
UUUCCUAAACCAACCGGUACUUGGUUCCGCGUUUCGUUCGAUAAAAUUACAGUACAUGGCCACGGGAGGACACAGGAUGAAGGUGCUAUCGCUCUACAAACAGCUGCUGCGUGAGUCACAGAAGUUUGAUUCGUACAAUUAUCGUAUGUACGCUUUCCGCCGGAUCCGUGAUGCAUUUCGGGAGAACAAAGCACUGGCCGAUGGUGCCAAGAUCGAGAACGAGCUAUCGUACGGACGCAAGAACUUAGAAAUCAUCAAGCGACAGACCGUCAUCGGACACAUGUUCCAAGCCCCCGACAAACUGGUAAUAGAGAAGUGAACGCAAUGACCAAUUUUGUCACGCUUCUUACGGGCCACUAGUCUAUGGCGAAAGCGUUGUUUCUGUUGCCUGCGCGUAUCUGCCCAUUUAGAGAAAACUACGUCAACAGGUGUACCAGGACUCCCAUGCACCCCGUGGGGCUGCUAGUUUAUCGCCAUGCUCGCCAGAUUGUGUUUCAACGUUUCUGCAGUAACUGUAGCCUGAUUGUGCAUUACAUGUUUUUUUUCGCCUAAACUUAUCCAACUACUAGGUUGACAAAUUCCUCGUUAAUACAGCUGUAGGAUGGCACCGGUUCGAGCAUCGGGAAACACACACCGAACGGAAUCAAAAGCGCCACAAUUUUAAAGAUGUAUUGUAAAUACAUGUUAUGCGACGUAUACCAAUCCUUAAAUAUAUAA